Chroicocephalus ridibundus (black-headed gull) is the source of this 4099-nucleotide messenger RNA. It is a transcript of the gene HOXA6, whose product is annotated as homeobox A6. Bases 1673 to 2368 code for a protein of 231 amino acids. Gene Ontology annotation, biological process: anterior/posterior pattern specification; regulation of transcription by RNA polymerase II. The transcript is spliced from 3 exons. Gene Ontology annotation, cellular component: nucleus. The record is from RefSeq and is a predicted model, not a curated record. Gene Ontology annotation, molecular function: RNA polymerase II cis-regulatory region sequence-specific DNA binding; DNA-binding transcription factor activity, RNA polymerase II-specific. Lineage: Eukaryota; Metazoa; Chordata; Aves; Charadriiformes; Laridae.
UGGCAGAUUUUCAACUUGCAACCUGGCUAAUUUCCUGCUUCUUCUGGCACCAAAAGGAGGGCGAUUCGUCUCCUGUGCAGCCAAAGCGACAGCUGUCAAAGUCGCAGGGGCUCCUGUGAGCCAGAACCUAAAAGGUAUCGUAAUCUGCCCCCGGAAAUGAGACAAAUAGUCUCCCAACAACAACAAAACUCUCCUUUGAAAGCUACUUUAGGAAACGGGGCUCGUACGAAUGUCACUUUCCGUCAGAGCGCAUUUAAAAUUAGGCUAUUCAGUCUGUUGUAAUGGGCACGGAUUAUGAGUAAACACAGUUUGGAAUGAACAACCUCAUGUUAUCUCCAGGAACUGCAGGGUUACGGCCGAAUUAAAAGCGCCUCAGCGAAUUUCAUCAGCACUGUUACUGUCCCUGCCCUGGGCCAAGAAUUAUAUUUCCGCUAUGGGGUAACUGCCAUGUUGAAAAAUGAAGGUGGAAAUGUUUGUUUCAUAUAAUUGUUUUUUCCCUCUUAAAGACACACAUCGCGUUUAAUUAUUCGGAGCAACAACGAAACCGAUUGGCUUCUGCUGACUCAUUAGCGGGGCUGUAUUAAUUAGGAAUAGUCCUACUGGCUCGUUUUUGAAUUUGAAUGUUUGAUUCCCUCGGCUCGACUUUGGCGGGGGGGUACUCGGGGAGAACAGACACGUGGAACUUUAUCUGGGCUGCUCGGGGGGCGCCGGGAGCCCUCCCAGCCCUUCCCGGGGCCUUCUCGGGCACUUUUUUGGUGCAAAUCAAAAAUCCCCCUCCCCAGAAGGCCACCGUUCCCUGCCCCAGCCACAACCUCCGAGUUAAUUACGGGGGUGCUCAUUAAGAUAGGAGGCCUCUUCCACGCAGGACGCGUUAGCCUCUCUCACAAAAGCUGGGUUCUGCGCUGAGGCAGGCUCCCCGAGCGCCGAAGGGAAGCCUCAGCAGAGGGUCGAUCUCCGGGAGGAAAAAAAAAAAAAGAAAAGAAAGAGAAAAAUCGUCCAAAAACUCCUGGAUGCGGCUGCAGCAUCGCUGUGGGAAAAUGGAGAGAGGCCGGACCGCUCCCCCCCGCCUCCCCCUUUCACAUACUCCCUCCGCUCCAAACUUUCCCCCUCCCGCAGCAUCCCCCUCGGCCGGGGAGCCGGGGGGCGGCUCGCCCACCCUGCCCGCGGGACUGCGCAGCUCCCUCGGGGGCGACACGCCGGUCGUGGGGCCACCAACUUUUCAGGGCUCCCCUCCCCUACACAUCCCUCCCGCCGCCGCGGGCGGGAGGGGGUGUGGGUGUCCCCGUCCUCCGCUGUCACAUUCCUGCCGGGAAUCUGUUACUGUUAUUAUUAUUAUUAUUGUUGUGGGAAUUUUUUUUUUUUUUUUUUUCCUCCGGAGGGGCGGUGCCGCGGCGGGGGCGCGGCCGGUGCCCGCGGGGGCUGCGCGGGGCUGCGCGGGGCGGCGCGGCGGGGCCGGGGCUGCCGGUAAGUUGGCGGCGCGGUGGCGGCGGCCCCGGGGGAGCGGGCGCCGCGCGCGCUCCCAUUGGCCGCCCCGCCGUCAGCUGCUCCUAUUUUCUGCUGUCGCUUUUGGCGCUCGGCCAUCCAGAAACAAACCACUUCGAUGACUCCUAAUAGUUAUCGCCAGAUGUACUAAUACACAACAAAUCACGGUCCGGGAGAGGGGGAGAAGCAAAUGAGUUCCUAUUUCGUGAAUCCCACUUUCCCGGGGAGCCUGCCCGGGGGCCAGGACUCUUUCCUCGGGCAGAUCCCCCUUUACCCGGCGGGCUAUGAUGCUCUCAGGCAUUUUCCGGCUUCGUACGGGGCAAGCAGCCUGCAGGACAAGACUUACACCUCACCUUGUUUCUACCAACAGUCCAACACCGUCAUUGCUUGCAAUCGGGCUUCCUAUGAGUACGGAGCCUCUUGUUUUUAUUCGGACAAGGACAUUAGUAGCGCCUCUCCCUCCGGCAGUGGCAAGCAGAGGGGGCCCGGGGACUACCUGCACUUUUCUCCCGAUCAACAGUACAAAUCCAGCGGCGUCCAAGCCAAAAUUGUAAAUGACGAAGGCACCGACCGGAAGUACACGAGCCCUGUUUACCCCUGGAUGCAGCGGAUGAACUCCUGCGCUGGUACAGUAUAUGGAACUCAUGGGAGACGAGGGAGGCAAACUUACACCAGAUACCAAACGCUAGAGUUAGAGAAGGAAUUUCAUUUUAACAGAUACUUAACCCGAAGACGACGUAUUGAGAUUGCAAACGCUCUCUGCCUUACUGAACGCCAGAUUAAAAUAUGGUUUCAAAACAGGCGGAUGAAAUGGAAAAAGGAAAACAAAUUCAUAAAUUCCACACAGCCCAGCAGCGAAGAAACAGAGGAAAAGUCAGGGGAGUAGAACCACGUUUAAUAAACGCUACCAGGCCUUUCCUUAGCGCUUACAAUUACUAUUAUUAUUUAGCUUGUGUUCCUUCUGCUACUAAAAUCCUAUAGGUUUGUCACAGUCUAUUAAUUCCCAAAAGGCUUGGUUAAAAGAUGUACAUUUGCAAUCAUCUGUGACUUUCUUUAAUAUAUGUGGAAGUCCGAGCUUUCGGGCUACAAGCAUGUAUGUGUAUAACCACCUUCCCAAAGCGUAGAUGGCGUUGCUUAAAGUAUUAGAGAAAUGGCUCAGAUUUUUAAAUAUUUGAGGUGACCGUCUGUGUGUGGGUGAGUGUCCCUGGCGUGGCUGCGUGAGAAGAGAUAAGCGAGUGAUUUUUUUCUUUUUUUUUUUUUAAUUAGAAAUUUUCAUAUCGUAGAAAUACGAGAGAUUUUAGAAAAUCUUGAAUUUAUGUUUUUGCUAACUCCCGCUACGUCGGGCCGUCUCGUUAUUCUGUGUUUGGGAGCUUAUGGUCUGCAGGGGAGGAAAAAAAAAAGUUUUACGCAUGUUUAAGAUAUUUAAAUAGCAAAAAAGAAGAAAAAUCCUUUAAAAAAAAUCGUUGUAUAAAACCCUGGGUAUAAACUGGCAGUUAAAGCGAAGAUGAAUCGCAGGGAAAUUUUUUAAAUGCCGCUAAACUGCCUAAUCUGCACUACUAGUAUUAAAGUUAAAACUCGGCGUUAAACUUCAGGGGAAGCGAGGGAAGAGGUUUCGAGGCGGGUGAAUUUCUGUGGUUCCCGUUGAGCUUACACUGAGGUUUUGGUGAGCUCAGCUCUACACUGAAGGGUCUUUGAAUUACGAACUACAUUUCUUGGGGCUUCGUGGGCUUGGGUCGAUCUUUCUUUUAUUUUAUUUCUUUAUUAUUAUUAUUAAUUUUAUUAAAUGAAAAGUGUCUGUCAUAUUAACUCGGGGAUCUUCUUCCCCGCUUUUGUGGUAUCUUAAUUCACAUUCGCAUUUCUGAGCACUGGAAAAAAUAAAUAGAUACUCUAAAGAAAAGUAGCUGCCAUAAAAUGCUUCCACUUCGAGUUCUGUAUAAGCAAAAUAAGCGCAGCGAAAAUAUUGAUUAAUAUAUACGUUAUAUCUCUAUGUAUUAUAUUGUGUGUGCGUGAGUGUGCGUGUGAAGCCGUGUACAAAUAUGCUUGUAUACACAUCAAGGCUCUUUUGUUUGGAAGGCAGCGCUAUUUGGGCUACCGCUCUAAAUAUUUUAAAAGCCAAAUCUGGAAAAUACUACUGCAAAAUGGCUACCGCCGCAUUUAGAGGUUUUGUGUUGUGUUGUUUUGUUUUUUGGUUGUUUUUUUUUUUUUUUUCCGAGAGGCGGAAAAAUAACGGCGGCCGUAAAGCCGCCUGGAAUUUGACCCCCUAGUUGAAAAAACACUGCACGAUAUUUAUCUUUCAUAGGUACCUGCCAUUUCCCAUCGGCAGGACUCGGGUGCCUCUCGAAACCUCCGGCACGGGAAAAAGGGAGGGGGGGAAUAUAUAUUUUUUAUAUAUAUAUAUAUAUUGAGAAGGGACAUAAGCGUUCCCAGCAUCCGAGGACGGAUCGUAUAGGAUUUGUGAACUGGUGUACAUAAGCCUCGCACACAGGAGACAACAGGCACAAAGCGGAGCGCUCUCUGCAUGCCAGGCUCUCCGCCGGCCGGGGCGGGGGACCCGGCCCCUCCGGCCCCGCCGGCCCCCCGGUCCCGCCGGCCCCGCAGCCCCGCCGCCCGCUCCCGC